UUGUAUUUGUGUUCAUAUUAAAUAUGUGUGGACAUUAGUGAAAUUGGAUUUUAUGAUACUAUAUAAAUGAUGCAGAAAAAAGAACAGCAUUCAAAUAACCAGCUGAAAAGUUCAUCCAAAAACAAAAUUAACAUGUGAUUGCAAAUAAAUUGAAGUACUAGCCCAAAAUGGGUUCUAAUGAAAUGAGCAAAUCUAAAUGUGAAAUUAAUUUCUACCAUAAAUUGAUUAAUAUUCAUAAUUCACUUGAUAAAUUUCAUUAUACUGAUGUAAAAUUUAAUCAAAAUCCCAGUAUGAAUGUUAAUAAUGAAUUAAAAAUUGAAUUUAGUGAAAGAUCUAAUGAUGCAAAACAUAGAUCGCGAGUGACGACUAGAAGUGCCAAUGAAUUGUUCCUUCUACUAAGGAUACCGAUGAAGAUUAAUGUUUUACUGCUACAAUGUAUGUUCUUUCUAGUACUGACUAGUUCUGUGGAUGCGUAUAGAGAACAGAGAUUUGCUAUUGAACCACAAGAUCAGAGUGCAGUGGUAGGAUCCAGAGUAACCCUGCCAUGUCGAGUAGAGAACAAGGCGGGACAGCUGCAGUGGACGAAAGAUGACUUCGGGUUGGGGACGCACCGCCAUCUCACUGGUUACGAGCGUUACAAGAUGAUUGGAAGCGAUGAAGAAGGUGAUUACUCCUUGGACAUCAGGGAAGUAACAUUGGAUGAUGAUGCAUUAUACCAGUGUCAAGUCAGCUCCGGAGCGAGAGGAGAACCAGCAAUUCGUUCCAGAUACGCUCGUCUUAUCGUGCUGGUCCCUCCUGAACCUCCGAAGAUCCUGAAAGCACCUAUUCUCCAAGCAGUUGAAGAUCGGGAAGUCAAUUUGGAGUGCAUUUCUGUUGGAGGGAAACCUGCUGCUGAGAUUACCUGGGUGGAUAAUGAUGGUGGAGUGUUAACACAUGGAGUCAAUUACACUGUAGUGCCAAUGCCUGAUGGGCGACGAUUCACUGCUAGGUCUGUACUUCGACUGCGUCCUAGAAGACAUCACCACAAUCAGACCCUGACUUGCCAAGCACAGAAUACUGCGGAUCGAGCCUACAGAUCUGUUACUAUCAAAUUGCAGGUACAAUAUGCACCAAAAGUUCGAAUGUUCGUGAAGUCUGGAGUACUGAAAGGAAAUAUCCAAGAAGGAGACACAGUUGUUAUCGGUUGUCAAGCCACUGCGAAUCCUAACAACCUUACAUAUAAAUGGUAUGUGAACAAUGAACAUAUACCUGGUGACAUCAAUAAUGAAUUGAUUCUGACAAAUAUAUCUAGAAGAUUUAACGAGGCGACGAUCAAGUGUGAGGUACAUAACUUGGUCGGGAAGAGUGCUGACACCAAAACUCUAGAAGUGGCCUAUGGACCAUCAAUCAAAGUAAGACCCCAGAAUGUGGAAGGAGAGUCUGGGUCUAUAGCAACCCUCUCGUGCAUCGUCGAUGGUCAUCCACCGCCAAAGAUACAGUGGUUAAGAUAUGAACAUGAACGAUUUAUUAGAGUUGGCAAAUCACCAAACCUGACGAUCACGAUAUCUCCUCAUUCCGCCGGUCAAUAUUGGUGUAAAGCAAGUAUUGAGAACAGACAAGAUGUACAAGCUCCUGCCAUCGUUUAUAUUAAAGGACCGCCGAAGAUAAUAUCAAAUCAAACACAGUAUGGUGUCGAGGGGGACAGUGUCAGAAUAGAAUGUGUUUCGUUUGCCGUCCCUAAGCCCGACUACAUUGUAUGGACCUUUGGGGGCAGCGAGAUAAAUUCUUUUCAUAAUCAGGAAUAUGCAUUUUUGGAGGAAAGUCUAACAGAUAGGAUGACAAAAUCGACUUUGAUAAUACGGAGGAGUGAAUCGAAACAUUUUGGCCACUAUAAUUGUACUGUAGUUAACGUAUAUGGCAUGGAUAGCGUCGAAAUUAACUUAGUUCCGGCAAAAACUUUCCCAAUAAUACUUAUUAUUGCUGGGGGAUCUUCGAUUAUUAUUUUCGUGUUGAUAAUAAUGCUGAUCAUAAUGCUUUGUCAUAAGAAGACGAAGAAAGCUGAUGUUAAGAAACCUGAUAUAACGGACUUGGGCAAGACUUGUGUGGAUCAGUUUAAGGAUUGUGAUAGAAGUUCAAAUAUCAGUGAUCUGAAGUUAGAACUUCGGCAAGUUGAAGGCAGUUGUGAUAUGGAUAACUCCAACGCAGGAUCAGAAACGGACCUCCAUCCGACUCUCCACCUGACAUCCAAUCUAGGUCUUCCUCUAGCAGGUCCCGUACCUCUUCCCGACUCAGGUUAUGACAAUGAGCUCAUGAAACAGUACCAGCGAUACAGUGGGGAUUUCAACCAACCCAUCAGUAAUCUGAAUUUUAAGCAUCAAAACCAAGGCAACGGCUACGUCCCAUACGUAGACUAUUCCCGGGACUACGCUCCACCCGUGCCUUCUGAUUCCCUCUCCGGGUCCUUAUCAAGAAGUACUGAUGGAUCUACGUAUCCUAGCCACUGUGGGUCCUUGCACCGACAGCAGAGUUGUGCCAGACUUGGGGGCGUUGUUGGUCCUGAUGUAAUACCAAUGUCAGGACCUGGAGUAGUCCUCACAGGAGAAGAUGUAAGAUACGCCGCUACGUACGGCAAUCCUUACCUAAGAGGCAGCGCUCCUGUCGCAUACUUGCCACAGAUGAAUACAAAUCCUGUUGGAAAACCAGCACCGCCGCCAUACUAUUCUGUCAGAAAUCCCAAUCAUCCUCCAGCAAUGCCAUCAGUCACGUCACCGUCAUCAUCAUCAUCUUCGAGGCCGGUCACUAGUCCAAUGGCGUCUUCAUCGUCUACUAAUAGUGGCGCACAGCCUCAAGUGCCUAAAUCGUCUUCGGGAGCUCUGUAUAUUCUUCCGCCGUCCAGUCAAGGAAAUUUGCAGUCCAAUCAGAUAACCACCAAAGGUAAUGGUAACCAGUUGAACGCUGGGACCCACGUUUAAUAAAUUCACGAGUAGUUAGGCGAAAUACAUGAAAUGUUUAAAAAUUUAAUCAGUAUAUAGAUAUUUAUAUGAUAUACGUAAGCUUGAAUAUACCUAAAUCUCGUGUCUAAGACACUGUGUGAAUUUUUGUGAUUAUUAUUUUCUUGAGCCGACAUUAAACUGAAGAAAUACAUAUAGUAUCAGCCUUUUUUUUAUAAAAAUGGUUUUCCAGAGGCAUAACUUUUCUUGCUUAAUAAGUGUGAAAAAUAAGAUUUAAAAUUUUCGUUUAUUUUGAACUACUUAAUUUUUUUUUGAAUAAUUAAAUUCUAAUGAGAACACGUUGUAAUUAAAAAUAAAACUACUUUUAACGUCGGCCCAAAAAUAAUAAGAAAAAGUUUUUAAUAAAAAAGAUGUCUCUUUAGUAUACUUCUCACGACUUUAAUUACGUCAAAAGUUUGACAAACGAGCCUAAAAUUAAAAAGCUUUAAGUGUUCAUGUCAAAGAAAAAACUAACUUAAGUUACUUUCAUUUAAGUUGUAUAUUUUUAGGUUUAAAAUUAGCCAUUAUAAUUUUUACACUGUAUAAAAUUUUAAUAUUGAUAUAAUCUAAGCUGUGUUCUUAAAUGAUAGAAUCUUUUUAUUGAAAUUAAUAAAAAAAUUAGUAAUUAUUUUACAUUUUUCUUUGGAAAAAAUAUAGUCAAUUAAGUGGUCAAUGUUAAUUUUAAUAAUAUUUUAACCUCGGAAUCUCGAUUUUACUUUAAUUCCUGAAACGGAAAGUAGAAAUAAGAAAUGUAUUAAGAUAUAAGGAUACUUGAUUUUGAAAAUGUUAAGUAAUUUGUGUAAAUAUCUUCGGAAAACCUUCUGACUGAGACUGAAAAUUAAUUUUAGAUUAGUAUUUGAUUUAGUCGCUAUGUAAAUACUAAAAACAUAAUUAUCUAUAAUCGUGUUUGUUCCGUCAUUUUAAUAAGUUUCCAUUUUUUUUUGUUUUAUUUUUACUUUUUAAAUAAUUUUGACUUAUUUCAGUCACAGUAGGUUACUACUCUUUAUAAUAUUUUUAGUAAAAAGUAAAUGUUUUUUCUUAUUUUAUUUUUUUAUAGUUUUUUUUUUAAUAUAAUAAUUGUGUAGUCCAAAGGUUUGUAGUAGAUUAUUUACAGAAAACAGUUUUGCAUUUGACUGUUCAUAUUAAUUAAUUUAGAACUAUUUGUACUUACUGUUAGAUAACCUAAAGUUUUUGGAAUCGGUUACGAAAUAAAAGCAAGAUUAUUAAAUGGUUUUGAAGAA
Helicoverpa zea (corn earworm) is the source of this 4210-nucleotide messenger RNA. Its product is annotated as irregular chiasm C-roughest protein-like. Lineage: Eukaryota; Metazoa; Arthropoda; Insecta; Lepidoptera; Noctuidae. The record is from RefSeq and is a predicted model, not a curated record. The coding region runs from base 168 to 2951 and encodes 927 amino acids. Gene Ontology annotation, cellular component: cell-cell junction. Gene Ontology annotation, molecular function: cell adhesion molecule binding. The transcript is spliced from 22 exons. Gene Ontology annotation, biological process: cell-cell adhesion.